GUACAAAAGAGAAAAUUUAAAACACCAGAAAAGUAAAUAUAUGUUAACAAAAAAUUAAAUUAAUAGUUCAUAUUAUAUUCGUAAUAACGAUUACUAAUCUGAUUUUUAACUUUUUUGAAACAUAUAUAAAAUCGGUGUUUUUUUAAAUUUGUUUAUACAUAUAUAUAAUAGUUUGAUUUACUUCAUACAACCCUGUAAUUGUUAUAUGUCUGAAUCAUCAAGUCAAAAACACGAUUUACCUCGACCAAUCAGAAAACACCAAGUCAGUAAAUGUUAACAAAUGCGUAAAAAAACUACAAGUGCAAAGAUUACUAAUCACCAGUUCAAAUUGAACACGACAGCGAUUUAGUUAAAGGCGAACAUUUUUAUAGAUACAAUAACGGAGUCAUGUAAAGUGCAGAAGAAAUAGUAAAAACUUUAGAAAUGCAGCAGAACCUAACUCAACAUAAACGUAAAAACAAAUUGGAUAAAAGUAAUUGCUAAAGACACGUCAGUCUUAAAUAAUAAUCGAAAGUGUAAACAUGAAAUAGAGAAAAGGAAUUACAAUUUAAAGUCGAAGAAGCUGUAAUGCCUGAAUAGAAAAUCACAAUACUUCGGAUAAGAUCAUACAGAAAAAUUUAUUUGAUUGAGAACUCUUUAAACCUUUAAGUUGAACGGACUCAAACCGAAUACACUAUGGCAACAGCACCAGCCGUUUUUAUAACUGUGCCCAAGUACGUGGCUAUAACACACACUCCAACCAUGACAUUGCCGAAGAUUAGGCCAGCACCAACGACCACGUCAUCACAAGGAACAAUUAAUGCAAAUGCAGUGGUUGAGGAUGGUGCUUCAGCGCCUAGGGGCAAGAAGCGACGCCUUGACCACCUAUCUUGGGAAGAGAAAAUACAAAGAAAAAAAUUAAAGAAUCGUGUAGCCGCACAAACAUCACGCGACCGAAAAAAAGCACGCAUGGAAGACAUGGAACAUGAAAUCGAUGAACUGACACAAAAGACAGAAAUUUUACAAAAUAAAUGUGAAAGCUUACAAGCAAUCAAUGAAUCACUUCUUGAAAAAAAUCGCAAAUUGGAUAUGGAAGUGGAACUCCUACGUCAAAAACUCAACGAAGUGCAACAACAACAAAAGAAACAACAAGAGCAAUUCGCCAGAAAUAUCGCCAAAUUGAAGGCUAAAACAAUAGUUGAAUCUUGUGCCGGCUGUGAGUCACCCUCUGCAGCAGGGAUCAACACAAAUGGACUCUCAGCCGACAGAAGAACAACUGAAAAAGAGCAACUCAGUGGCGUCACUAUGGAGGAUUAUUGCACUUUGCCUACUCUUCAAGAUAUGCUCCUCGUCGACGAAGAAUUCGAUGCCAGUAAAUUGGAAGAGCUUGCCGAAAGCCUCUUGGCCGAUAUCGCAGCAGACAUGGAAGCUGGUAAUGGAGCGAGCAAUGAAAAUGUUGCCAAAGUUGCAAGCAACGCAGAGCGAUUGUCUGGAUCAGUGGUGGGGCCCAAAACAGAGUGCUUGGAAUCCAGCCAACAUACAAACACACAAAGUGUCAGCUUAAGUGAUACAAAAUGGACAUCAUCCACAAAAAAUGAUACAAAACGAUUACAAAAUAAAUCAACUACAGCGAUAGAUGAUGAAUUAAAAACUAUGCCAAACAGUAAUCCUACAAUUGAAUCAUCAGCAACAACAACAACAAUGCCUACAAUAACUACUGACAAGGAAAUAUUUAGAAUACAACAAGCAACUGAUAUCCAUUCAAUACCGCCGGAUACAGUGUACGGUACAUACGAUGCCAAAACCAAUUCAAUAACAAUUGUAAUGGAUGAUGAUGCAGUGCCAGUAAAUGAGGCCGUCGAAGAAAUAUAUUGUGAUGGUGUAACACCGCAAAUGGGUGACGAAAUUAAAUAUCCCACACCCGCGACUACACCCUCACAAGUUUUUCUCAAUGUGGUCGAUGAUUCGGACGAUGACUUCAACUUCGACCCAAUAGAGAGAUUUCUGCGACCUAAACGCCCGUUAGCGAAAUCACCUGCACCAUCACUACAUUCAACCGCCUCGGAUCAUGGUUAUGAAUCGAUUAUUGGUUCACCAACAUCGACAGCGACAGAACAGUUCGACGCGAGUAUUGAAGAUUUCGGCUGGCAGGGUAGUUUUAACGAUUUGUUUCCCAGUUUGAUCUAAGUAGCACUAUAUACUACCUAUAUGUAUGUUAUAUUCUCAAUAUUUCUUAUGUAGAUGCUGUAAUUGGCAAUAGUUGUAGGUGUAAUGUUAGGCUUAGUAUUUAAUUUGUGUAGUAUGUUAAUAUUGCUAAUUUAAUUGGGUACGUUAUUGACAAACUGAGUCGGCAGAGCCGUCAAGUGGCUACUGCGUUAAAUAAGAUUUUAUAUAUUAUAUAUUUAAACUUGAAAAUGCUCAAAUCACUAAGCACUGGAAAAAGUUAAAUUUAAUUGUACUCUAUUUUUUAUAUUUUGUAAAUUAUACUAUUUAUCGCUGUAUGUAUUUGAAAAAUAAAUUUAGUGGUUGUUUUAUAGUCAUUAAAUGCAACUUGAAAAUGGAUGGAGCCCAUUUGAAAAAAAAACUUACAAAUAAAAUAUUCAAACACCAA
Messenger RNA from Bactrocera oleae (olive fruit fly), 2590 nucleotides. RefSeq names its product X box binding protein 1 (gene Xbp1). Gene Ontology annotation, molecular function: RNA polymerase II transcription regulatory region sequence-specific DNA binding; DNA-binding transcription factor activity, RNA polymerase II-specific. Gene Ontology annotation, cellular component: nucleus. NCBI's taxonomy places the organism in Eukaryota, Metazoa, Arthropoda, Insecta, Diptera, Tephritidae. The record is from RefSeq and is a predicted model, not a curated record. Gene Ontology annotation, biological process: regulation of DNA-templated transcription.